Messenger RNA from Manihot esculenta (cassava), 450 nucleotides. RefSeq names its product histidine-containing phosphotransfer protein 5. Gene Ontology annotation, cellular component: cytoplasm; nucleus. NCBI's taxonomy places the organism in Eukaryota, Viridiplantae, Streptophyta, Magnoliopsida, Malpighiales, Euphorbiaceae. The transcript is spliced from 6 exons. The record is from RefSeq and is a predicted model, not a curated record. Gene Ontology annotation, biological process: cytokinin-activated signaling pathway; phosphorelay signal transduction system; phosphorylation. Gene Ontology annotation, molecular function: protein histidine kinase binding; histidine phosphotransfer kinase activity. Bases 1 to 450 code for a protein of 149 amino acids.
AUGGACGUUAUCGUUUUGCAGCGUCAGCUUGCUGUCUACACAGCUUCUCUGUAUUACGAGGGAUAUGUUGACAGUCAAUUCACUCAGGUGCGGAAGCUGCAAGACGAGAGUAGUCCUAAUUUCGUGACGGAGGUUGCUUCUCUCUUCUUUGCAGAUUGUGAGAAGGCUCUUAACAACAUGUCCAGAGCUUUAGAAGCUAAGGAUUUCAAACAGUUGGAUUAUCAUGCUCAACAAUUGAAGGGUAGUAGUAUCAGCUUUGGUGCAGCUAGAAUUAAAGAUGCAUGCAUUGCCUUCAGAACACAUUGCGAGUCCCAAGACCGUGAAUGGUGUUUGAGAUGCCUUCAACAAGUGAAUCAUGAGUAUGGUCAAUUGAAGACGAGACUUCAAACUUUAUUCAGGCUGGAACAGCAGAUUGUCGCAUCUGGUGGAUCAGUUUCUAAGUUUCGAUGA